AUGCGGGCCGUGCUGUGGCGGCUGCGGGCCGUGCUGAGGGGGCUGCACGGCGCGGCCGUGGCGCUGCUGCUGUGGCGGGGCCCGGGCCCGGCCCGUCCCGCCGCCUCCGAGGUGCUGAGCCAGCACCUGCGGCAGCGCCGCCUGCCCCACUGGACCUCGUUCUGCGUCAAGUACAGCGCGGUGCUCAACGACCAGUUCGGCCUCUCGUACUUCAACUGGCCCGUGGACGGCGCCAAUUACCUGGUCCUGCGCACCGGCUGCUUCCCCUUCAUCAAGUACCACUGCUCCCGUGCUGCCCCGCAGGACCUGGCGCUGCAGGACGCCUUCUUCACCGCCCUCAAGGUGCUCAACGCCGGCAUGCCCACGUUGCUGUAUGGAAUGGGCUCGUGGUUCUUUGCCCGUGUCACAGAGACUGUUCACACCAGCCACGGCCCAGUCACUGUUUAUUUUCUCAAUAAAGAAGAUGAAGGAGCCAUGUACUGAGCUCGGCUCCUGUCCUCUGCUGCCUUUGAC
Messenger RNA from Sturnus vulgaris (Common starling), 513 nucleotides. It is a transcript of the gene C13H15orf61, whose product is annotated as chromosome 13 C15orf61 homolog. Lineage: Eukaryota; Metazoa; Chordata; Aves; Passeriformes; Sturnidae. The record is from RefSeq and is a predicted model, not a curated record.